AUGCCACCAAAAGCAGAUUGGGAUAAAUAUGUGGCACCGGCAGAAGACGAGGAGAAGGAGCAAGAAAAGAUAGUGCCAUUGUCAGAGAGUGACAUUCAAGUGUUGAAGACAUAUGGUGCAGCUCCAUAUGCGUCAACUAUAAAACUGAUUGAGAAGGAUUUGAAGGAUGUCGAAGAGAGAAUAAAGGAAAACAUAGGUAUAAAAGAAAGUGAUACCGGAUUAGCUCCAACCCAUCUUUGGGAUGUUUUGGGGGACAAGCAGCGAAUGCAAGAGGAGCAGUCUUUGCAAGUUGCCAGAUGUACAAAGAUUAUAGAGCCAGUACAGCAAGUGGUGACCACACCAGGCUUGCAGAAUGCCGACACAAGAACUAAGUACGUCAUCAAUAUAAAACAGAUUGCCAAGUUUGUUGUUGGAUUGGGUGAAAGAGUCUCCCCUACAGAUAUUGAGGAAGGAAUGAGAGUUGGUGUUGAUAGACACAAGUAUGAAAUCCAAUUGCCAUUACCACCAAGGAUUGACCCAUCAGUUACCAUGAUGACGGUUGAAGAAAAGCCAGAUGUGACGUAUAGCGAUGUUGGUGGUUGUAAAGAACAAAUUGAAAAAUUGAGAGAAGUUGUUGAGUUGCCAUUGUUGAGCCCUGAGCGAUUCGUCAAGUUGGGAAUUGACCCUCCUAAAGGUAUUUUACUUUAUGGACCACCAGGAACUGGUAAGACAUUGUGUGCUAGAGCAGUUGCCAACAGGACCGAUGCCACAUUCAUUAGAGUUAUUGGAUCUGAAUUAGUGCAGAAGUAUGUUGGUGAAGGUGCUAGAAUGGUUAGAGAGUUGUUUGAAAUGGCUAGGACCAAGAAGGCAUGUAUUAUAUUCUUUGACGAAGUUGAUGCAAUUGGAGGAGCCAGAUUCGACGAUGGUGCAGGUGGUGACAAUGAGGUGCAAAGAACCAUGUUGGAGUUGAUUACUCAAUUGGACGGAUUUGAUCCAAGAGGUAACAUCAAGGUUAUGUUUGCCACCAACAGACCAAACACGUUGGACCCGGCAUUGUUGAGACCAGGAAGAAUAGAUCGUAAAGUUGAGUUUUCUUUGCCUGAUUUGGAAGGUCGUGCCAACAUCUUCCGAAUCCAUUCCAAGACUAUGAGUUGUGAGAAGGAUAUCAGGUGGGAGCUAAUAUCAAGAUUAUGUCCUAAUGCCACUGGUGCAGAGUUGCGGUCUGUUUGUACAGAAGCCGGUAUGUUUGCAAUUAGAUCUAGAAGAAAAGUUGCCAAUGAGAAAGACUUUUUGAAGGCAGUUGAUAAGGUCAUCAAGGGUAACUUGAAAUUCAGUUCAACUAGUGAAUAUAUGCAAUAUAAUUAA
Messenger RNA from Lodderomyces theae, 1344 nucleotides. RefSeq names its product proteasome regulatory particle base subunit (gene RPT1). NCBI's taxonomy places the organism in Eukaryota, Fungi, Ascomycota, Pichiomycetes, Serinales, Debaryomycetaceae. The record is from RefSeq and is a predicted model, not a curated record. Gene Ontology annotation, biological process: proteasome-mediated ubiquitin-dependent protein catabolic process. The transcript has a single exon. Gene Ontology annotation, cellular component: proteasome regulatory particle, base subcomplex. Gene Ontology annotation, molecular function: ATP hydrolysis activity; ATP binding; proteasome-activating activity. The coding region runs from base 1 to 1344 and encodes 447 amino acids.